AUCUCGAGUGAUGCGUUACGUUUCUCCGUUCGGCGGACGCGCGCGAGAGUGACACACACGAGACACGCGUACGCGGGUGGCGAGACGCGUCUCGUCGCCACCACGACGAGAGAGGCCCGUGAGAGCGCUUCCGAUCGGGGACGAUCUCGUCGAAGGAUCAUCGAUCGUGUCGGAAAUCCCGUGGCCGUCCUAUUGGCGCGGCGGCAGCCGGUGGGUGACAGCGAGCUGUCACGGUGACAGUUGACGCGCGAUGUGGCGUUCCACGUGCGCGACGUCGGCCGCGAAUUUCGCGCGAGACACGUCAACGGGCGACGUCUGAGCGGCCGUGGUGCUUCCGCGAGGGAACUUUUAAGAGAAGAAGGCUCCGUCUCGCGACGGUCAUGUGAGUGACAUUUGUGCGUAACAGUCGCGGUAAUAUCUCGUUGCCCGAGACACGCGAGAACCGGAGCUUCCCGCACCGAGAACAAAAGACGGGAGAAUCGAAGACGACUCAACGCAACUUGUUUCGUCCGAGAUAACGCAAGUGGACACGCAAGUGUACAUCUCGUCUCGACUUGCCGAUUCGCACGCGCAUGCUCCACUUUGAAGUUUCGAUAAUCGCGAGCGUCGCGUCGUCUCGCACCGAACUUCAGUUCAUUCGCGACCGGGUCGUGUUGUCGGCGCGGCAUUGACUCUUUGACUAUGUGCGUUACGGCGGGAUUUUCGCGUUUUCUCGUAUUCGCGCGCGUUCACCGCAAUUGACUCUUGUGCAUUCUGUGUGUCUUCGUCGUGGGACAUUAUGGCACGAAGAAACUACGGCCUGCUGGGCACGCUGUUCUUCCUCCUGCUCUUCGCGGACGUGUUGAAAGGCGGAAAUGGUGACGUCGAGGAUGUGGAUACCGAUGUGCAGGACUAUAGCACGGACGAGGACUACAACGACGUUUUCGACUCGACCACUAACGGGACCGAUGUGGACGCUGCGUCUGGUACGAAAAGUGGCACUUUGAAAUUCGUGAGGACCUUGACAAACAUAUCGAAAGACGCGGGCGGCGUCGCCCAUAUGCGAUGUGAAGUCGUGGGCGAUCCACCUCCAACGAAAAUACGAUGGUUUAAGAACGAGGCGCCAUUAGAAGAGGACCGGCCAAAAAUCACCAUCAGGAAAAUACAUGCGCAAACGCACGAACACGCGGCGAAGAACGUGGCGGGAAGUCGAUUGAAAAUAACAAAUUUGGACGUUUCCGACGUUGGUUUUUAUACCUGUCGUGUUACUAACGGGAAGGACCAAAUUCAGAGCGAAGGGACCCUGCGAGUCGAUUCCUCGAAGAAAUGGCAAGCUCCUAUACAUCCUGCACACUCUAUAGGACAGCCAUCAGGCACCGAUAGAUUCUCCACGGGAAUGUCUGGCCCUGGAUUUGUUGACGGGAGCAUGGGAAAUGCAGACAUGUUGGACAUCUCAAGCAAUGGGAUGUCUACACCUCACAUCUCUCAUCUAGCAUCCGCGAAUCCCUUCAGCAUACUUUCGCCAAGUCCACAGCCAACUAGCUCACAAUCCAGCACCAUGGAUUUUAAUACAAUCGGCGGCCUUACUAAUGGCAAUAUGCAAUUCCCUCCUAAUGUGAAUUUUGAUGAAAUAUCAGGCAUAAGUUCAAUUCCAAACAGAAAGGACAAUCAUAAAGGGACUUGCGAGGUGUAUAUAGGAAAAACGUGUGCCCAGUUUGUAGGAAACCAGUCAGUUUACAUUAUAUAUCCCAUGACGCAGAAAAUGCUCGAAGAUAAAUUAAUGAAGGCAUUUCAAGUUAUCAACUUCUCAAACGAGCUGUCCUCAAAUUGCGAAGGAUACGCGAAACCGUCUCUUUGUUAUUCGGCCUUUCCUAUAUGCCGCGACCAGUCUAACAAUCAAAAGCCCAAGAACACAGAGGCGAGUACGCAGCUAUUCAACCUUCUGAACUCUAAGCAGGAUGACAUCCUGGACGAUGGGGAUCGCGACGAUGUAGACGACUUUGCGCGACUGCACGGAAUUCCUAAGAAACGUAGCCCAACAUCGGGCCCGGUUUUCGACUUCAUACCCAACGAGGACGGCAAGUCGUACAACAAGAAAAUAAUCAAUCAGAGCUACGGGGACACGCGUUCAGCCGGCCGAAACGAAAUCAAUCGUAAAUUACGAAGGAUAUGUCGGGAGGAGUGUGAAAUGCUGGAGAACGAAUUGUGUAGGAAGGAAUACGCGAUAGCGAAAAGGCAUCCAUUAAUCGGGCAUCAAGUGCCUUUGGUUGAAUGCUCCGACUUGCCACUAAAGGGGACGACGGAGGCUCGCGAUUGCUUAACGCUCGGGUUAUCCGCGGCGAACAAUGUGCAGGAGAAUGACUACUGCUAUUGGGGUAGUGGGAAAUCCUAUCGAGGAACUAUCAAAACAAGCGUCAGUGGAAAGCCGUGUUUGCAGUGGUCUCAUCACUUCAACCUUCAGAUUUCUGAUUAUCCCGAAUUAGCCGGACGUCAUUCUUACUGCCGAAAUCCGGGCGGGAAAGAGUCUCAACCAUGGUGUUACGUCGACGUCAAUAAGAGAAUGCAAAAGGAGUUUUGCAAUAUACCUAAAUGUGUUGAGAAUUUGUGGAUUUACGCGGUCGUUGGGUUUGUAAUAAUGGGAGGUUUCGUUACCAUAUUCAUAUGUUAUUGCUGCUGCUAUAGAAGUAGAAAAUCCAGAAGACAGAUGAAUCACUUACCGUCGAAUAAAAUGUUAACUGGUAUCCAGUGUGAUAAGAACAUAUACGAUGGAAGAAGAAGCACGACACAACCCAUGGAAAUGAGUUCUCUUUUGGCAGGGCCUGGUAAUACGACACCGGGCACCGGUACCCUUAGCAGUGGUAGUAGCAGAACUUCUAAUAAUAGGAUACCCCAAUUUACUACAAAUAACGUCGUGCUCUUGCAAGAACUUGGCGAAGGUGCAUUUGGGAAAGUUUACAAGGGCGAGCUGCAGACCGGUAAUAAAUGCGAACCACCCAUUUAUGUAGCGGUGAAGACACUGAAAGAAAAUGCGACUCCAAAAACUCAAAGCGACUUCAAACGAGAAGUUGAUCUCAUGACGGACCUGAGGCAUCCGAAUAUUAUUUGUCUGCUUGGCGUGAUAUUGAAAGGCGAGCCGAUGUGUAUGCUCUUCGAGUACAUGACUCAAGGAGAUUUACAUGAAUUUUUAAUCUGCCAUUCUCCGAGAUCAGACGUACCGUUGAACAACAGCGGCGGAAAAAUUUUAGAGCAACCGGAAUUCUUGCAUAUCGCGUUACAAAUUGCAUCAGGCAUGGAAUAUUUGGCUAGCCAUCACUACGUCCACCGCGACUUGGCAGCACGAAAUUGCCUAGUAGGCGAUAACCUAACAGUCAAAAUCUCAGACUUCGGUCUAUCGCGAGACAUAUACAGCAGCGACUAUUAUAGAGUUCAAUCGAAGAGUCUGUUACCCGUUCGAUGGAUGCCGCCCGAGUCAAUUCUUUAUGGCAAAUUCACCACUGAGUCGGACGUGUGGAGCUUCGGGGUUGUGCUUUGGGAAAUCUACAGCUACGGCUUGCAGCCGUACUACGGAUACAACAAUCAAGAAGUUAUUGACAUGAUUCGCUCACGACAGCUGUUACCAUGUCCCGAGGACUGUCCUACGAUGAUUUACAGCCUGAUGAUCGAGUGUUGGCACGAAGUGGCGAAUCGCAGGCCUCAAUUCCCGGAAAUCCACCAUCGCCUACAUAAUUGGUACAUAAAUCAGACAUAUUUGAGCGACUUUUGUAACGAGUCGAUCACCAGUUACUCCGGCAGCAGUCACAAAAGCACGAACAAGACCAACUCGACACAGCUGUCGGCACCUAUAUACAAGAGCGAUCAGAAAACUGGUACGGAGCCGCCGGCGGUCUGCAAUCUGAACGAUCAUAGUAACUCAUUGAAGAUGCUACCGCCGCCAACGACCUUUCCGAACUCUAACUGCAUCGAGCAGAGGCCGAAUUGCGCUUUCAACGAACACGGAACGCCGAUGAAAACGCCUAAUUAUCAGAAUCCCACCACGAAUAUCAAUCUAAAUGACGUUUACGACGACAAGCAGUGCUGUUCGCCAAAAUUGAGCGGCGCAAAGAAGGUCUUACCCGCGGUGCCUCAGGUGGGCGGCAAGCCAAACGUGCCCAACAACGGCAGACCGAUGCAAAACGGCGCGCAAUUGGUCGUCAGGUUACCAGAUCCCAGUAAAGUCACGACCGAGACCAGGGUAUCGAAGUGAGUACACGCGUUCGAGAACAUGCGACGUCUCGUUCGUUUGCUGCGACUGAUCAUUGUCUGAGCAUCGAUAACAGCAUAUGCGCAUCCUCGCGCUACUGAUAAUAUUUUUUCGGUGCAGUAACGGUAUUUCGUGCUUGAUUAGCGAUAUUUGUCGAUAAAUUGAGCUAUUGAAAAGCGAUCACUACACAAGUUGAAUACAAUUCACAUACGCCUCGGAUAAUCGAGAUAUACCGAAAUGUAUCAGACUGUGGUAUCACAUCGACUAGUUACUACUGCUAUUUUACUCGGUUUUUUUUAUAUAUAUAAUUAAGAUACCGACAAAAUAUCGUUAACGCAUUACGGAGCAUCGUUGCAGGAUAGAUACAAGUAACACUCAACCACUGCCAUAUACGUGUAUCUCUGCGCUAUCAAUGAAUACUUUUUCGGGACAAACAGAAUAGAUACAAAUAACAUUAAUCACUGCCAUAUAUGUGCAUUUAUUUAUUUUUACGAAUAUACGCGUAUUUUAUAUUGCCUUUUACUUUGAAUGUCUGUAAGCGUCUCACGUAACACGGUAGCUUAACGCGUACAUACGCAAGACAUAAAUGUCCUGCCCUAACAUGAUUCUAUUCGCGACUUUACCCAGGACAAGAUAAAAUUUAUAAAGUAUAUUUAUACCUUUCUAUUUUUACGAGAAAAUCGAGAUAUUUAUGGUAAGAAAUUAUUUAUGGUUUAUCCGUAAGUUGUACAAGAAGCAACAAACGAUUAGUGAAUCAUUAUUGCUUCUAUUCCACAAAAAAGAACAGAAAGCAGAAUACGUUAUCGACAAGGGUUGAUAUUUUUAUUAAACUAAUUAAUCAUUAAAACUGACAUUAAAAAUCCGUGUUUAAUCAUGCAUGCUCUGUCUAAAGAGUAUAAUAUUGUGUGGAAUACUGUUAUGCUCUAUACAAGGUAUACCCUAUGUGGAUCCCUAUGUGAAUCAUGUUUUUGAAUAAUCUUUACACAACUGUUCAAAAAGAUUUGUAUGCGAGCACGUGCGACCGCAUAUAUAUUGUAAUAAGCAGAAAUGAGAGAGUGAGAUUGAGUGAAAAUGACGAAAAGUAUGCAUGUUAAGUGUGUCUUAUGAAUGUGCGUUAAGAUGUUUUUAAAAAGCAAUUUUUAUAAUCAUCAUAUCGUAUGCCAAAACCUGGAUAGUGAAUAUUGAUUGUUAACAAAAAGAGAAAGGUAUUCAAUUUGUACAUUUUCAUAAUAAUUGCACACGUAUUUUUAUCUGUAAAUCUCUUUGAGGUCGCUCUUUUAUUGGAAAAACGUAAUUUAUUGCUGCAAAUGUACUAUAUAUAUACGUUAAUCGAAAGAUAUUUUAUUUAAAUAUAUGCAGAACGCUCUUCUAAUAUUCUUCUCAGUCUUUUUCUGAGUGUACACUCGUUUGCAUAACGGUUUGCUCGCGUUCUUUCCAAUCAUGUUAGAAGUGCGUUAAAUGCUCACAAUUGUAAGAUAUCUUUAUAUGUUGUAAAAUUUUUUUUGAGAAUUUUUUGUGCCUUUUGACACUUUUAAUAGAAGAUGAUAAAAAAUAUAUCUGAGAAAUUGACAUACUUUUUUUUCUCGAGACUGAGGAGGAUACGCAGUCGAAGUGCAUGAGAGUAAAUUAAUUUAUUAUAGUUCAUGGCUUCCCUAUGUCACUGCGUAUUUUAAGUAUCCACAGAUACUUGAUAUUAGUAUGUCAGGAAUGCCAUUAGAUUUUCAAUUACGGCUUUAUUUCUCGAGAUAUUUUAGUUAAAAGUACGAUCACAAAAACUCUAGAAAAGUUGAUAGCGUCGCGAUCGUCAUAUAUCAUGAACAUAGUCAUCCUCGAAGGAUAUUCAUCUUUAUGUAUAUUGACGUCGCGACGCUACUACGUCACUUGAUAAUUGUACACCGCAAUUGUAACGAGUGAGGUGAAAUUUAUCACGGCAAAAUGCCUCGAAUGCUUGUUAUUUUUCUCAGUCGCGUGCUCCAAAGUAAUCCCAGACCUCGAAGAUGCGAAUGACUGAAAUUCGAUGCUCGUGAACAUUCGGCGAUAUUAAAUAGAGAACUGUCUCAGAGCGUUCGUAUGUAAAUUAUAUGUUAUUCGUGUAUAGGACGUAGUAGUACGUACAUCCUGACAAGCGCUAAAAUACUGCUUGCGUCGAUCCUCGAUCGAUCAUCUAUCUGAUCAUCCGACGAUAAACUUCGCGAAAUCGAUGCCCGCUCUCAACCGAAGUAACAAAUAUUAACGCUGAGCGAUUAGGUAGCGGAGAUGUAGAAUUGAAAAAGAAAAGCAUCUGAAGGAAAACUGUAUUAUACUUUUUGUAAUUUUUUAUUAACGAAGAAAGAGCGUUCCGUUCGCGUUGGCGUGAAAAUGUGAAUGAAAAAGAAAAGAAGACUGGAUUUAAUAAAUACUGACUCAUCCCGAGGACUUUUAGCUGCCACGUUCGUUGACUGGAUGUGUAUGAUCGCGAUGAUCAGAGAGUGGCGUGAAAAUGCUAUUGAUUUAAAGAUAAGAAUUUCUAAAACUGACGAACCUCCGAAUCGAAAUUUGUAUCGACUGAUAAUCCCGACCGCCUCGAAGGUUUGCCACGGAGACCUUAGACCUAAGUUAAUUUAUGUCGAGUAAACUCUUCAGCGAAGAAUUAUACACUUAAGAACUUUAUAUAUAUUCAGUCAAGUAUAAUAUACAUUUCAUGUUUUUCGUAUAA
Odontomachus brunneus is the source of this 6914-nucleotide messenger RNA. RefSeq names its product tyrosine-protein kinase transmembrane receptor Ror (gene Ror). The record is from RefSeq and is a predicted model, not a curated record. Gene Ontology annotation, molecular function: ATP binding; transmembrane receptor protein tyrosine kinase activity; protein binding. The coding region runs from base 779 to 4222 and encodes 1147 amino acids. NCBI's taxonomy places the organism in Eukaryota, Metazoa, Arthropoda, Insecta, Hymenoptera, Formicidae. Gene Ontology annotation, biological process: protein phosphorylation; cell surface receptor protein tyrosine kinase signaling pathway; multicellular organism development. The transcript has 14 exons. Gene Ontology annotation, cellular component: membrane; signaling receptor complex.